Molecule: messenger RNA, 1598 nt
Organism: Protopterus annectens (West African lungfish)
Lineage: Eukaryota; Metazoa; Chordata; Ceratodontiformes; Protopteridae
Gene: MYMK
Product: myomaker, myoblast fusion factor
Exons: 5
Coding region: 1-663 (220 amino acids)
Cellular component (GO): plasma membrane
Source: RefSeq, a predicted model, not a curated record
AUGGGUUCAAUUGUUGCUAAACUUCUUCUGCCAGUAAUAAGCAGUCUUGCUCUCCUUCCAGUCAUCAGCAUUGCAGCAAAGAGAAGGUUUCAUAUGGAAGCAAUGGUUUACUUUUUUACAAUGUUCUUUGUUGCGUUCCACCACGCAUGUGAUGGGUCUGGACUGGCAAUUCUUUGCUUCAUGAAAACUGAUCUUCUGCAGUAUUUCAGCGUGUAUGGAACAGCUUUGUCCAUGUGGGUUUCUUUAAUGGCCCUGGCUGAGUUUGAAGAACCACUGAGGUCAUCAUUCAUGAUGUUUGGAGUUCUUACUAUAGCUGUGAGGAUAUAUCAGAAUCGUUCUGGGUAUGGAAUUUAUUCUGGACCAAUAGGAACUGCAGUCCUCAUAAUAACAGUCAAAUGGCUAAAGAAGAUGAAAGAAAAGAAGGGCCUCUAUCCUGAUAAAAGUGUCUACAUACAACAAAUUGGACCUGGCUUUUGUUUUGGUGCAUUGGCACUGAUGCUGCGGUUUUAUUUCCAGGACUGGGAUUACACCUACGUACACAGUUUCUACCACUGUUCUUUAGCUAUGUCCUUUGUGCUGCUGCUUCCAAAAGUGAACAAGUGGGCAGGAAAUGGAGGCAACCCCGCAAAACUGGACUGCCACACUCUGUGCUGCUGCCUUUAACAUGUGCAUACAAAAAUAAUGUGUAAAUAAAAAAUAAUGUAAGAUUUCUCCCACAGUAAAACAUACUGCUUGCUAAGCAAAACUGAAAGUGUAGUUUACAUUUAACAUUGCACCAGUUUAUCAACUAUUGUUUCCACAUGCACCAACAUGAGAAGCAUCAGGAAUACAUUGUUUUUCUCUUGUAGAAUAGAGUGUGCAGCUUUCCAUUUUUAUGGACCAGUAUUCCCAGAAUAGUAUACUUGGGCACAAAUUGCAGUGUUUUGAUGUAUUUUUCAAGUUUGAGUAACAUUGUUCUGUAUGUUUAAUUGUUUUGUCAUAAAGCAUUACAUUUUACUAUAAGAUGUUUUAGUGCCUGAUGCUGUAAUAUAAAAUUGUUACUAGAUACAAAUCAUGAGGCUAUUUAUAAAUAAUACCUUUCUACUUAACCUGAGUAUGUGACCAUAAUUAAACAUGUAGCAUGUAUUCCAUAUUUUAAAACAAUCUCUUAAUUCCAAAGCCUAUUAGUAAGUCUUAAUACUGUUUUAGACCUCCAGAGGCUGUGCCACAGUAAUUAUGUUUACAUUAAGUACUACUCACUGGUGCAUACCGUAAUGUAUACCUUUAAAAAUAUGACAUUUGUAACAUGCAUCCACAAUGCAACACACUGCUGUUUUCUGUUUGUUUAAAAUUUUACUUUUUUGUUACAUGCCUUUGUCUUCAUUUAGUUUUCAAACUAACCCUUAUCAGAAUUUUGUAUCUAGACUUCUGUAGCUUAACUUAUAUGCUAUUGUAAACAAAACCAUCUUAUGUAAUGCACUAUUCAAUCAGAAUUCUGAAUGGAAAAUCUGUAGAGAAGUUGACAUACAGUGCAAUGAUUUUAGGAGUUGCAGGUCAUGCAGUUUAACAACAUAGUUAUGUCUCUAGCUGAAAUUAAUUUGUUUAUAGUUACCCCUCUA